AUGGAGCUUCGUUCUAAAGAUGAAUCUGCUAUUAAGAACGCCCUCGCUGAAUAUAUGCAAAAAAAAGCGGAUAAUCCGAACGUCUUGCUGUCCGAAAUCGCGAAAAUAUGGAAUGUCGAUUACCAACGCCUACGAAGACGCGUUUUCGACAUAGGGCCUCAAUCCGAACGCCGGGGUGCCGGGAGACGAAUGGACGACGCGCAGGAAAAGGUCUUAUUGGAUUUCAUCGAGAAAUGGGAUGACCUAGGCGCUCCGAUGACCCCCCAGAUGAUCGAAGGCGUUGCGAACGAGAUCCUCCAGAUCGGCUUCGACCCCAGCGAUUCAAACAACUCUCAACCACCUACAGUUGGCAAGAACUGGGCCGGGCGCUUUAUGAAGAAGCAUCCGGAGUUCUUCAAGAAGAAGCGGGUGUCGAAGGAACAAAAAAGGGGUGAAAAGGAGAAUGCUGGGAUCAUCCUACACUGGUUUGGCAAGUUCCGCAAUGUUGUCGAAGCCCAUGGGAUUCAGAAUAAAGAUAUCUGGAAUAUGGAUAAGACGGGCUUCAGAAUAGGCCAGGGGAGAACUUUGGAUACUAUAUUCACGCGUUAUCCCGAUCAUGUUCCCUCUAUAGAUUCAAGAUCUCAGCGGAAGCUUGUUACAGCAGUCGAGUGUGUAUCUAUGGCUGGCCAACUCCUUCCUCCGCUCCUAAUCUUGCCUGGGCAGGUGUUCUUAAAGGACUGGAUCUCUCUAACUAAUUUCCCUAAUGACUACAUAAUCAAGAAGAGUAAAACUGGCUAUACAAGCCGUGAGCUUAACUACAAAUAG
This is a messenger RNA of Aspergillus mulundensis, 804 nucleotides long. RefSeq names its product DNA-binding domain-containing protein. The record is from RefSeq and is a predicted model, not a curated record. The coding region runs from base 1 to 804 and encodes 267 amino acids. Gene Ontology annotation, cellular component: nucleus. Lineage: Eukaryota; Fungi; Ascomycota; Eurotiomycetes; Eurotiales; Aspergillaceae. Gene Ontology annotation, molecular function: DNA binding. The transcript has a single exon.